AUGGUCACGUCUUUGGGCAACCCGCUGUGCGCUGUCUGCUCUACGGCCGACGUAGUCACUACUCAGAAGCAGCUCGACCGAGUGGUGGAAGCUGCUCUGAAUUGGACGACGAAGAAGGGGAUCACCUUUGACGACUACAUGGUUAAGCACCAACACGAGAUCUGCAUCACAUUCGCCAAGUUCGAGCCCGUGCCGCCACCUGGCGUUAAUGCAGCGUAUGUAAGAAUGGCGUCCACAAUCACCAAGAAAUAUACCCGCGCUGGGCCUGUGAUUAGCAAGUUAACGAAUGAGUCGUUAACGGAGAACCUUGAUGUUAAAGAAAGGGCCGGAGUAAGGAGUUCUCCUUGGGCUAUGGAGUCUCCAUCAAGAGGCUCACCGUCCUUAAUAAGUCCGACCCAGAGAUUCCCGGUUCCUAUGCCCAACGCCUCGAGUGAAGUCGGUCCUUAUGACUAUGGAACUAUAGAGUGCAUCCAGUUACGACCCGGACUGCCGUUCUGGAGGAUGGUUGGUAGUCUUAUUCAUGAGUUGGGCCACGCAUGGAUCUUCCUAUAUCGACAAAAGUAUAAGCUUGGAGAACCGCUACCUGGCACCACGGCUUAUGAUAUGGAAGAAGGCUUCUGUCAUAUGCUUAGCUGCCAUUUCUGGAGGGAGAGAUACCAUCAACAUAGUUAUACAAAAGGAGACACUUAUAUACAUCUGCUGCCCAUUUGGACAGCGAGAAUAUGGGAACAUGACAAAUAUAAGGAGAUGAUUCAAGGAAUAUAUAAGGCACCUUAUCCCACUUGCCAACUCAUUCGAGAGAUAGCCAAGUGCAAUGGGGAAGCGUGUAUUUAUUCUUGA
Gregarina niphandrodes is the source of this 840-nucleotide messenger RNA. RefSeq lists its product as hypothetical. The transcript has 2 exons. The record is from RefSeq and is a predicted model, not a curated record. NCBI's taxonomy places the organism in Eukaryota, Apicomplexa, Conoidasida, Eugregarinorida, Gregarinidae. Bases 1 to 840 code for a protein of 279 amino acids.